Megachile rotundata (alfalfa leafcutting bee) is the source of this 2856-nucleotide messenger RNA. Its product is annotated as mitochondrial potassium channel ATP-binding subunit. The record is from RefSeq and is a predicted model, not a curated record. Gene Ontology annotation, molecular function: ATP hydrolysis activity; ABC-type oligopeptide transporter activity; ATP binding. NCBI's taxonomy places the organism in Eukaryota, Metazoa, Arthropoda, Insecta, Hymenoptera, Megachilidae. Gene Ontology annotation, biological process: oligopeptide export from mitochondrion. Gene Ontology annotation, cellular component: mitochondrial inner membrane.
AAAAUGUAUGUCCGAUCACGCAUAUUGGAAAAAAAUAAAAAUUCAUAUUUCGUAACUUUAUCGAUAUAUCAUGCUUCCUAAGGCAUUCUAAAGCAAGUUUUUAUUAACUCUUAAUGCCUAUCAUUACCGAUUAAGCCGAAAAAAAAAACAAUAUUUAUUGAAAUAGGUUUCACCUGUUCGCCAGAGAAAUGGCGCCACUUGUUCCAUUUUUUUGAAAAGCCGUGGAGACUGAGGUUCGUGAAGGAAAGUCUGGUCUGGUAAAUAACGCACAAUGAUUUUCGUUGCAAGUAUUGCACUUUUUAUUAAUUCGCGACACGUGUUGCUUCGUCAGCUUUCUUACGCCAAGUGGAGGAGCGUCAUUCUUAUUUUUAAUAAAAUAAAAAGUAGCUAGUAAAGGAACUAUUCCAGAGGGCGUGUGUGUCGCUGUCGCUACAAAGCAUUUACAUAUGGCGCUACCCCUGUGACAAAAAUAUGAGUUAACCUAUGUUUUUCAAUGUCAUUUUUUAGGUCAUAAUUAUAAUAGACGGUGAAAAUGUUUCUAAUGAAUAACAGAUUAAAAAUGAUUUGAAUAUAUAUAAUACAUUGUAUAUAAUUUAUUUUUGAAUAUCAUUUAAACAAUAACAUAAUUUUAUAAAAGUGAAUUACAACAAAAAUGUCUAUUAUAUUACGAACAGCGUUAUUUAAACCCCAUGUUAAUUAUUCGAGGAGUUCAAGGGACUCCGUUUUAGCGCUUAUAUCAAGGCAUAGAGGUAAACCAUUCAACAUAACAAAAAGAAAAUUCAAUAACAGUACCAAAGAACCCACCACAACUAAUUCUACCUCAAAGAUUUUACCGUCUAUUUUAAAAUUUGGUUUUAGUAGUUUAGGUGGUAUAGCGACAGUAUGUUUGUUAAAGAGCCAUAACUCUAUCGUAGAAGGUAAAACACUUAAACUUCCAAGAGAGGUUGACCAUGACAAUGAAGAAUUGAGCUUCAAAUGGAAAAAGUUUUUGGGAUAUUUAUAUCCAUAUUUUUGGCAAUUAUUAGUAGCAUUAUCAAGUGCAUUGGUUGUUGCUCUUUUAAACAUUUGGAUCCCACAAGGUAUUGGAAACAUUAUAAAUGUGUUAACACAACUUUAUCAAUCAAAAGAAGAUGGUACCGUUCAAAGUAUACUUACACAACUUACAGAGCCUGCAUUUGCAAUGGCUCGUUUAUAUCUUGCGCAAGCAUUUUUUACAUUUGUGUACAUCUACACACUUUCUCACGUGGGUGAAAGAAUAGCAAUGAACUUACGACAAGAUUUGUUUAAAUCAAUUAUAAUGCAAGACAUCACAUUCUUUGAUAAAAAUCGUAGUGGUGAAAUAGUAAGUCGACUAACCACUGAUAUUCAAGACUUUAAAAGUACUUUUAAAAUUUGUAUAUCGCAAGGUUUAAGAAGCUUUACCCAAAUUAUUGGAUGCGUAGUGUCUGUAAUAGUUAUUUCACCACAACUUACCUGUGCUAUGGUGUUGUCUAUGUCCUCCAUAGUUCUUGUUGGUACAGUAAUUGGAAGAAGUUUAAGAAAACUGUCUGCAGAGGCACAGAAUCAAGUGGCUAAGUCCACAGCUGUUUGUGAGGAAGCUAUACAAAAUAUUAGAACGGUAAAAGCAUUCUCAGCAGAGGAAAAAGAAAUAGAAAUGUUUUCAGAAGAAGUUAAAUUAAGUUCUCAAUUGUAUGAAAAAUUAGGUUUUGGAAUAGGUUUGUUCCAAGGAGGAACAAAUUUGUUUCUCAAUGGUAUUUUGCUCUGUACGUUAUAUUUUGGUGGACAUUUACUGUCUACUAAUCAAUUGUCAGCAGGAGAUUUAAUGGCGUUUUUAAUGGCUACACAAACAAUACAAAGAUCUCUGGCACAAUUAUCUCAAUUAUUUGGAACGUACGUUAGAGGUAUUAGCGCUGGCGCUAGAGUUUUUGAGUACCUGGAUAUGCCGCCAUCACCGAUGAUGGUUAACGGCGAAGUAAUCACCGAUCGAUCACUUGCCGGAAAUAUAACUUUUAAAAACGUGAAGUUUAGUUAUCCUACUAGACCGGAUCACAUUAUCUUAAGUGACUUUAACUUAAACAUUCCUGCCGGAAAAACAGUAGCUAUUGUCGGCUCCAGCGGUAACGGUAAAUCGACGAUAGCAGCAUUAUUAGAAAGGUUUUACGACGUUAACGAUGGCUCAAUUACGAUUGACGGUAAAGACUUGAGAUCGCUCAAUGCCGGUUACCUCCGAGGUAACGUUUUAGGAUAUAUUGACCAAGAACCUAUUUUAUUUGCUACUAGUAUUAUGGAAAAUAUACGAUAUGGAAAUCCUGAUGCUACAAACGAUGAUAUCGUUCAAGCUGCGAAAGAAGCGAAUGCUCAUGAAUUUAUCAUGAAGUUCCCAAAUAAGUAUGAAACACAGGUUGGUGAAAGAGGAACACAAUUAUCUGGUGGACAAAAGCAGCGCAUUGCUAUUGCAAGGGCGUUGCUCAAAAGACCAUCUAUUUUAAUUUUGGACGAAGCUACAAGUGCGUUAGACUAUGAGAGUGAAAGAAUCGUUCAGAAAGCAUUAGAGAAUGUUGUACACGGCAGAACAGUUUUAGUAAUUGCUCAUAGGUUAAGUACAAUUAAAAAUGCUGACAUGAUCGUAGUUUUACAACGUGGAGCGAUCGCAGAAAUGGGCACUCAUGCAGAUCUAAUAAAAAAGAAGGGUCUAUAUUAUACUUUAGUAAACGAACAAGAGCGAGAGAACAAAUGAUGUUAGUGAAUGUCUAGACUUUAAUACAAUUACUAGAGUGAUUAUUUAUUUAUGUAGGGAAUGUUUGGUGGACUAGGUUGUAAUAUAUACACAUCUAUAAAUAUACGCGUAUCUUUCUA